AUGGCGGACGCCCUGACGAAUGCAGGGACCUGCAUGUUCGACGAUGCAGUCAUGGCGGCGAAGCUCCCCUCCGCAGUGGUCCAGCGCUUCAACGAGUGCCUAAUCACAGGCGCUCCCACGACCGAGGAUGACCAGAAGGUCAUCGCUGAUACUAUCUUUGAGUGGGCCCGAGAACGGGGAGCCAUUGACUUUGCUCACUGGUUUUUCCCCUUGCGUGGCGGUGGCGGUGCUGUCGGCGGCAUGCUGGGCGCCUUCAAGCGCGACACGCUGAUGGACCUGGAGUUCGGCUCCAAGUACGUCACCAAGCCGAUGAAGGCCUGCCUGCCUGCGGAGAGACUCUUCCAGGGCGAGACGGAUGGUUCAUCCUUCCCCAAUGGUGGCCUGCGCGUCACGCACUCGGCAGCCGCUUUCACCACCUGGGACAGGUCAUCCCCACCCUUCGUGAUGGACAAGUGCCUUUAUAUUCCUUGUGCCUUCAUCACCCACUUCGGGAAGUGCAUUGAUGAGAAGACGCCGCUACUGCGAUCAAUGGAUGCUGUCAAGACCCAUGGGCUGCGGUUGUUGAAGGCCAUUAGCAUCGGCACCGAUGCGCAGACUAUGCACAGUUACCUGGGCUGGGAGCAGGAGUUCUUCGUGCUGAAGGCAGAUCACUUCAAGGCCCGCCCAGACUUGGUGAAUUGCGGCCGGACGCUCUUUGGCAAGCUCCCCACGCGGCACCAGCAGGGAGACCUGAACUACUUCCAGCCGAUCCCGGGCAAGGUGCAGGAUCUUCUUGACACCGUGCAGGCUGAGAUGCUGAAGAUCGGCUGCCCGAUGGCCGUGAAGCACAACGAGGUGGCACCUGGACAGCACGAAAUGUCUCCGGUCUUCCGCGCUGCGAACGUCUCCUGUGACAGCAAUGUGUGCUUCAUGGAGGUCAUGAACAGGGAAGCUGCCAAGCUGGGACUGCAGGUCCUCUUCCACGAGAAGCCCUUUGCCGGCAUCAACGGAAGCGGGAAGCAUGCAAACUGGUCAGUUGGCACGGACACUGGCCUCAACUUCUUCUACCCUGGCAAGAACGAGGAUGGGGCCAAGCUGUACGUGACUGCCAUCGCAUGCCUGUCCUAUGGAUUGGCGCAGUACAACGAGAUGGUGCGGUGCACUGUGGCCAGCGCAGGCAACGACCACCGCUUGGGUGCCCAGGAGGCCCCUCCGGCCAUCAUCUCGCUCUACCCGGGACAGGGGUUCGAGCAGUUCGUGGACUCCGUGGUCAAUGGCGGCGAUCUGCUGGGUUACAAGGCUGAGAAGAAGAAGCAGGAGACAGGAUGCAGCUCUGCCAUGCACAUCGAGGCUAAUGUCGAAGAUCGUAACCGCACCGCGCCAUUCCCCUUCUGCGGCAACCGGUUCGAGUUCCGCGCCGUCGGCUCUUCACAGAACUGCUGCUUCCCCAUCAUGGUGUGCAACGCCAUCAUGUCUGCUGGAAUGUCCCACAUGGCAUCGCUCAUUGAGGGUGGCAUGAGCCAUCGCGAUGCUGUUGCUCAGGUGUUCAAGGAGAACAAGCACGUCAUCUUCACAGGAAACGGCUACUCGGCCGAAUGGCCUGUUGAGGCGGGCAAGCGUGGCCUGCCGAACCUGAACACUACGCCCAAGGCUGUGGCAACCUGGAACUCGGAGAAGAACCGCAAACUCUUCGAAACACUGAAAAUCUACACGGCCGAGGAGACCGAGGCACGGCAGGAGGUCAUGUAUGAGAACUAUAUCUCGAGCAUCUGCUGCGAGGUGGAGACCAUGAUAAACAUGACAGAGACGGGCUUCCUGCCAGCAUGUGCCAAGGACAUGGAGAAGUACAAGGGAGUGGAGAAGCUGGGAGGAAGCAGGAAAACCAUUUACGACAAUGUCGUGGACCAGCUCGAGAAGCUCAAGGCCGUGUAUCAGGCCAAGCCGCACACAUCCCUGGCCGACGAGGCCACCUACCUCUGCGAUACCGUCAAGGCGCAGAUGUUGGCCCUCCGCGCGGCAGUGGACAAAGCCGAGACUGUGAUGGAAUCGAGCUU
Symbiodinium pilosum is the source of this 2033-nucleotide messenger RNA. The record is from the annotation of a GenBank genome assembly. NCBI's taxonomy places the organism in Eukaryota, Dinophyceae, Suessiales, Symbiodiniaceae.